AAGCCUGCUAUAGUUUUAAAACACUGCGGUAUUUUUUUUAGUAUUUAUUUCAGUACGAUCGCAACACUGUCACACUUUUAUCAGCUGACAUAUAACGGCAUCUUAAAAAUGUCUUUUUUAAAGGCUGCUAACAAAAAAAAUGCGCUGGUGUUGACCACACCAAUGCGCACUGAGCUGCUCAAGGAUGGCCCACCGGCGAUUAGGCCCAACAGGUGUCAGAUUUUGGGGCGUGGCGCCUAUGGCACAGUCUUCAAAGCCAUAUAUCGUGAGCACGCCGUAGCCCUGAAAAUAGUGAAAACCGGCGCCAUUUCCACAUUGCACAAUGAGGCGCAUGUCUUGAACUGGAAGCACAAGAAUAUUGUGCGACUGAUAAAACUGGAAUCCACGCCAGAGUUCGGUUUGCUCAUCAUGGAGCGACCCAUUGGGCUGUGCCUGCAGCGUGUCACAGAUACGCUCACGCUUCCGCUUGUGCACAGAGUGCUCAUAUCGCUCGAUAUUCUGGCCGCUUUGCGUUACUGUCAUCGUCGGCAAUUGCUGCAUUUGGAUGUGAAGCCAUCAAAUGUGCUCGUUGCCCUGGGCACAAAGUCGAAGGGGCUUGGCAAACUGGGCCAGUAUAAGCGCAGCUAUAUUUGCAAGCUAUGCGACUUUGGCUGCUCCAUUCGGAUGGGCGAGUCGUGUGCUGAGCCGAGCAGCGCAAAGGGCACGCUGCGGUACAUGUCGCCAGAGGCUUUGUGUGCGGCGCCGUUGAGCAGCGCAUCGGACAUUUACUCCUUGGGCAUUAGCAUGUGGCAGUUGCAGGCUCGCCGCUUGCCCUUUUAUACGCUCAACUGCAACGAGUCCAUUGCAUAUCAGGUGGUUAAACACGAACUGCGCCCCGAUAACUUUGCGCUGCUCGAGGCCCUACAGCUAGGCCUGCCUUUGAACGGGUGCUACUGUGCCAAGAGCUGGAGGAGUAACGCUACGGAUCUGAGCUACGUGAAUGAAAUAAAUCCACAUCUGGACGUGGUGCUCUCAAGAGACUUAUACAAAAAGGCGCGUCGCAAUCUGAGCUUUGAUGCUACACAUGGACGUGUGCACAAGCGGCAUAAACAGCGCAAACAGCCGAGAUUAACAGAGUAUUUUGAUGAUCCAUCAACGAUUCCGGCCACGUGCCUGGAAAGUGCUUAUAGCGAGCUGUACAAAAGCUGCUGGCUGAGCCAGCCCGAGCUGCGUUUAAACGCUUUCCAGCUACAAAAACGUUUAGAACUUAUUUUGGUCAAGUGCUUAGGCUAAUGAAUAUCUUCUAUCUGUAAUAGUUUUCAUUUUUAAAUAUGUUUUUGUAAGAUUAUGUUUAUACUUGUAAAAUAUGAAAGCAAUAGUUAUUAGUUAUUUUUUAUACAAUUGUUAAUUGCAAACACAUUGCUAAUUGGUUUAAUAAUUUAUUUUGUCGUAACUCUUUUUGUUUAUUGUUUACUUUUGUACUUGCUACGCUAAGAAAAUACAUUUAUAAUGUUUUAUACGAGCUUAAAUUUAUAAUUUCUCAUUUGUCGAGCGUAGUGCGUUCGCUAUAGUUCGUAUAUACUGUAUAUAUAUAUAACUCGUACUUAGGAUGUGAUUGCAAAAACCGAGCCAGUAAUUCACAUCGGUUGCUACUUAAAGAGACUAACUAGAGAGUAGAAGAAGAGCUGUAUUACAUAUAUAUAUAUAUCUAUUUACAGUUUAUUGUUGUCGCCUUGUUUUACGUUCGCUUCGAAACCAUAUAUAUAUAUAUAUCUGUAUAUCUAUUGUAGCUUUAUAUUUUGUUGCUGCAUUUCACCCAUCUCUCUACAAAUCUAUAUAAUUAGUACAUGCUCUAAAUACACUUGAUUUUGUGCGGAAGACUACAUUUUUUUAAUAUAUAUAUAUAUAUAUAAGUAUUCUUUUCUGUACGAUAGCUAAUAGUUUGAGUAGUCUGUUUGGGCUUUAGUUUUAGUUUAGUUUACACUUUGCAAAGUUUUGGCUAUUCCAUAGAAAUAAUGCAAAUAUUGUAUACAGAUUAUAUAGAUUUUUUUUGAAUUUUCUGAAGUUUUUUAUCGGUUGGAAAUGCAAUUUGGGAACACAUACGUCUCGGGCACGCUGCGAGCGCUGCUCUACAAAAGCGUAUAGAGCAGGUCGAGCGAGUGAGAAUACAUUGGAACAAUCAUAAUAUAUAAACAUUAUCCAAAAAACCUAUGCAUACAUAUGUAUAUACUAUAAUAUAUGAUGUGCCAGAAAUAGCUACAUUUAGCUGGAAUAUAGCUAUAUUGGCAACACUGAUGCGUGAAUGCACAAUUAAUGUUUGCUCCUGCUUCCCUUUCUCUCUCUUCCUCUCUCGUUUUAGUUUGAAUAUAUAUCACAAUUUAGUCUUUUUAAAUGUUUAAAUAUAUUGCGGAGCAUUUGGCUCCUGUUUUGUCGCUCGUAU
Messenger RNA from Drosophila novamexicana, 2419 nucleotides. It is a transcript of the gene Mos, whose product is annotated as serine/threonine-protein kinase mos. Gene Ontology annotation, biological process: protein phosphorylation; signal transduction; negative regulation of metaphase/anaphase transition of meiotic cell cycle. NCBI's taxonomy places the organism in Eukaryota, Metazoa, Arthropoda, Insecta, Diptera, Drosophilidae. Gene Ontology annotation, molecular function: protein kinase activity; ATP binding. The record is from RefSeq and is a predicted model, not a curated record. The transcript has 4 exons. Gene Ontology annotation, cellular component: cytoplasm. The coding region runs from base 109 to 1272 and encodes 387 amino acids.